UACUACGCAACUCACGCUCCUCCCUCCCUUCGUGUUUUCCUCCUCCCGCCUCCGCGUGGAGUUCUUGUUUCGCGAGUCGCCGGCCCCUCCUCUCGCGAUACGUGGCCGAGGAGCCGGGACUGCAGCAGUGCUCCGGCGUGCUCGCCCCUGACAGGAGUGGAGAGGAUGUCGGGGCGCGAGGGUGUUUCUCCCUGAGGGCGCUUCUCGACGUCCCCCAUUUCCCACACCAUCCCCGUCCGCCUUCCCUCCCUGGCGCUCCCUGCAGCCAUGGGCGGUUGCUUAGCCAAGGAGCCCCCGCGUUGAGGCGCUGUCGCCGCCCCUGCCGUUGCUUUCAUCAUGAAGAAGGGGCGCUCUCGGGGGGACAAAGCGGGGCCCUCGGCGUUGCCGACCCCGAGGAGGAUGGAGCAGACUGCCCGGAUCCCGAUAGAGACCUCGGAGAGAAAAAGCGCUUCUUCCGUGGCGAGCUGCGGGAAGGAGACCGAAGAAGCGGGUGGGGGUAGCGCCGCCUACAGGGAGACGCCCGAAAAGGACAUUGUGGCAGAACCGCUUUCUCUGCGCUGCCGAAAACUUAGUAACCCUGACAUUUUUUCAUCAACUGGGAAAAGUAAACUCCAUCGUCAGUUGAGUCAAGAUGACUGUAAGCUACGAAAGGGCAGUUUAGCCAGUUCUUUCUCAGGAAAGCAGUUGCUUCCUUUAUCCACCAGUAUGCACAGUGGAGUGGGACCAUCAACAUGGCAACCAGGUGGAGAAUCAACGAAUUUGGUCCGCAUGAGGAAUCAGUCAUUGGGACAGUCUGCUCCAUCACUUACGGCUGGCUUGAAGGAACUCAGUCUCCCUAGAAGAGGAAGCUUAAUCUCCUCUCCUUUCCUCUCACACUGCCGAGGAAGUGAUGUCCAUCAGCACGUGUUUUCUCCUACGUCUGCACCUGGUCUGCAGCAUCUUAAAAUCCCACUUAGUGCUGAUUGUGCCCUUGCUACUUCUCCUCUAGCGUUUUAUCUCAACCCACAACCUCAGAGUAAUCCUGGUAGCCCAUGCUACAGCAAUCCACUUCAGUGGAGCUGCCGGACCAGUAAUAGAAAAAGCCUGAUUGUUACCUCCAGCACAUCUCCAACACUUCCACGGCCACAUUCUCCACUCCAUGGGCAUGCCGGUGGAAGUCCGUUGGACAGUCCCAGAAAUUUCUCUCCAAAUGCACCUUCUCACUUUUCCUUUGUUCCUGCUCGUAGCCAUGGACACAGGACAGACAGGACGGAUGGACGUCGCUGGUCUCUGGCUUCCCUCCCUUCAUCUGGAUAUGGAACAAACACUCCCAGUUCUACAGUUUCUUCGUCUUGCUCAUCUCAGGAGAAGCUGCAUCAACUGCCCUAUCAGCCAACACCUGAUGAACUUCACUUCCUGACAAAGCACUUCAGCACAGAGAGUGUCACAGAUGAGGAAGGACGACAAUCUCCAGCAAUGCGUCCUCGAUCUCGUAGCCUCAGUCCUGGCCGUUCUCCAGUGUCCUUUGAUAGUGAAAUAGUAAUGAUGAACCAUGUGUAUAAAGAACGAUUUCCAAAGGCCACAGCUCAGAUGGAGGAACGGUUGGCUGAAUUUAUUGCAUCCAGUACACCAGAGAAAGUGCUGCAGAUAGCAGAUGGAGUCCUAAGUUUUGUUCAUCAUCAAGUUAUUGAGUUGGCCAGAGACUGCCUGGAUAAAUCACGUGAAGGGCUAAUUACUUCUCGGUACUUCUAUGAAUUGCAGGAAAAUCUUGAGAAACUUCUGCAGGAUGCUCACGAACGAUCAGAGAGCUCAGAGGUGACAUUUGUAACCCAACUAGUGAAAAAAUUGAUGAUCAUCAUUGCACGACCUGCACGAUUGCUUGAAUGUCUGGAAUUUGAUCCUGAAGAGUUCUAUCAUCUGCUAGAAGCUGCUGAAGGCCAUGCCAAGGAAGGGGAAGGAAUUAAAUGUGAUAUCCCUCGUUAUAUUAUCUCCCAGCUGGGCCUCACCAGAGAUCCCCUGGAGGAAAUGGCCCAGUUGAAUAGCUGUGAUAGUCCAGACACUCCAGAAACAGAUGAUUCUGCUGAGGGAAAGAGCCGGGGAGCAACAGUGCAAGUCAAGAAAACUCCGUCUGAAGAGGAAUUUGAAACUAUUAAACUAAUUAGCAAUGGGGCAUAUGGUGCAGUGUUCUUGGUGCGUCACAGGACUACUCAUGAGCGCUUUGCAGUGAAGAAGAUCAAUAAACAGAAUCUCAUAUUGAGAAAUCAAAUUCAACAAGCUUUUGUAGAAAGAGACAUCUUAACUUUUGCUGAAAACCCCUUUGUUGUCAGCAUGUUCUGCUCCUUUGAAACGAAGCGGCACCUUUGUAUGGUCAUGGAGUACGUGGAAGGAGGAGACUGUGCAACUCUUUUGAAGAAUAUCGGAGCUUUGCCUGUUGAUAUGGCAAGGAUGUAUUUUGCAGAAACUGUGCUGGCACUGGAAUAUCUCCACAAUUAUGGCAUCGUUCACCGUGACCUAAAGCCUGACAAUCUUCUCAUAACAUCAAUGGGUCAUAUCAAACUGACUGACUUUGGCCUCUCUAAAAUUGGCUUAAUGAGCCUGACAACUAACCUGUAUGAAGAUCAUAUUGAAAAAGAUGCACGAGAAUUCUUGGAUAAACAGGUGUGUGGAACUCCAGAAUAUAUUGCUCCAGAAGUGAUAUUGCGGCAGGGUUACGGGAAGCCAGUGGAUUGGUGGGCCAUGGGAGUAAUACUUUAUGAGUUUCUAGUUGGCUGUGUUCCGUUUUUUGGUGAUACACCAGAAGAGUUAUUUGGGCAAGUUAUCAGUGAUGAGAUUGCCUGGCCAGAAGGAGAGGAAGCGUUACCUCCAGAUUCACAGGACCUCAUUGGUAAACUUCUCCGACAAAACCCAAUGGAAAGACUUGGAACAGGUGGUGCUUUUGAAGUGAAGCAGCACAGGUUCUUCAAGAACUUGGACUGGAAUGGAUUGCUCCGCCAAAAAGCAGAAUUUAUUCCACAGUUAGAAUCAGAAGAUGAUACAAGUUACUUCGACACUCGUACUGAGCGGUAUCAGCAUUUGGAUUCUGAGGAAGAGGAAGAUACAAAUGAUGAUGAUCACGUGGAAAUUAAACAGUUUUCCUCAUGUUCACCAAGGUUUAGUAAGGUAUACAGCAGUAUGGAACGUCUUUCUAUCCAUGAAGAGAGAAAAACACCACCACCCACCAAGCGUAGCCUGAGUGAGGAAAAGGAUGAUAGACUAGAUAGUCUAGGUGGCUUGAAGAAUCGAGACCGCAGCUGGGUGAUUGGGUCUCCUGAAAUACUGCGUAAACAUAUCUCAGUGUCUGAAUCCUCUCAUACAGAGAGUGACUCCAGCCCACCACUGACUGUCCGUCGGCGUUGUUCUGGACUUCUCGAUAUGUCUCGAUUUGCUGUUUCAGCUGAGGAAGAAGGGAAGAAGAAAGCACUGGAUGGAGCAUCACUGGCUGUGACGCAGCCACGAGAAGGUCUUCCUUUUCCAAUUCCAGAACAGCCUGUAGAACGGGAACUCCAACUAGAUGAUGAGAAUGGGCCCAAAACACCUUCUUCAACUGUCAGUAGCGUUAGCAGCUCAACACUGUCAGCUGGGAGCACUACAGACUUCUGUGAGCAGCGCACCCGCAGUAACAGCAGUGAGGGCCCAGAAUUUACUACUUCUAAAGCUACAAGUGACUUAGCAGUCAGGCGAGCCCGACAUAGGUUACUUUCUGGUGAAUCAGCAGAAAAGCGGACAUCACGACCUGUCAACAAAGUUAUUAAGUCAGCAUCAGCUACUGCCCUCUCACUUUUAAUUCCCUCAGAGCAUCAUACAUGUUCUCCAUUAGCUAGUCCUAUGUCACCUCAUUCUCUCUCCUCCAACCCAUCUUCAAGAGAUUCAUCUCCAAGUCGAGAAUUUUAUCCAGCUGUUACAAACCUUAAACCACCAAUCAUCAUUCACAGAGCUGGGAAGAAAUAUGGCUUCACUCUUCGUGCCAUUAGAGUUUACAUGGGGAACAGUGAUAUCUAUACAGUGCAUCACAUGGUCUGGCAUGUGGAAGAAGGUGGGCCUGCAAGUGAAGCUGGUCUGCGGGAAGGGGACUUGAUCACCCAUGUGAAUGGAGAGCCUGUACAUGGAUUGGUUCAUACUGAAGUGGUAGAGUUGGUCCUGAAGAGCGGGAAUAAAGUAUCCAUAUCUACUACACCUUUUGAGAACACAUCAAUCAAAGUGGGGCCAGCUCGCAAAGCUAGCUACAAAUCAAAAAUGGCCAGGAGGAACAAGAAAAGCAAAGCAAAAGAUGGACAGGAAAGCAAAAAGAAGAGCUCUCUGUUCAGGAAGAUUACGAAGCAAGCAUCUCUCCUUCACACCAGCAGGAGCUUGUCUUCCCUCAACCGUUCUCUGUCUUCUGGGGAAAGUGUUCCGGGUUCACCAACUCACAAUCUAUCUCCUCGUUCACCAACACAGAGUUACCGAUCUACACCUGAAUCUGCACAUUCAGUUGGUGGAAACUCUUCUCAGAGCAGUUCACCUAGUUCCAGUGUUCCCAACUCUCCUGCCAGUUCAGGACACAUCCGGCCCAGCUCUUUACAUGGAUUAGCACCAAAGCUUCAGCGACAGUAUCGCUCCCCAAGACGUAAAUCUGCAGGAAACAUUCCUCUCUCACCACUAGCUCAUACUCCCUCACCAACCCCACAGUCUACAUCACCACAGCGCUCCCCUUCCCCUUUGUCAGGGCAUUCAGUUGGGAGUUCAAGCAUCAUGCAGUCUUUUCCUGUGAAAUUACACUCCUCCCCACCUCUUGUCCGACAGAUUUCAAGGCCCAAAAGUGCUGAGCCACCACGAUCGCCUCUGCUAAAGAGGGUCCAAUCAGCUGAAAAACUGACUUCCUCUCUGUCCUCCUCAGAAAAAAAGUUACCUUCUUCUCGGAAGCACAGUUUGGACAUAUCUCAUUCUGAAUUCAAGAAGGAGAUGCUCCAGAGAGAUCCAGGUCUCCAAAGCUGGCAGGAAUCUAUGAAUGAAACAACUGGAGGUAAAGUUGGGCUUGCAGAAAAAGGGUCAUUGCAGAAACCUUCUUCUAGAAAACUUGGAGCCAUUCGGCAGGACAGAGUGGAAAGAAGAGAAUCUUUGCAGAAGCAAGAAGCCAUUACAGAAGUUGAUUCUUCUGAAGAUGAAACUGAUGAAGGCUCAGAAGACAGUCAAGAUGGGAGAAGAGUAGACCGACCACCCUUGUGUAGAGAUAGGCAGAUUUCUCAUCCUUUCAGUGAGGUUUUGAAACAUUCUUCCAAUUUGGAAAGCAAAGACAGUAUGGAGGAUGAUGCUUUUCUUCCUGAAGAACCCAAAACUGGCAAUUUGCAGAAAGGGGCAAACCAACAACAGGAUGCUGCAAGGACACCACCAACAAGCACAGAUGAGUUACAAUCCGAGAUUUGUAUAAGGAAUUCAUCUGUAGAAAAAGCUAGUAAUUAUGAAGCAGUUAAGGUAAUAUCAGAGUCUCAAUUGGCAUUAGAGUCAAUACAAGGCAAUAAACAUAAUUGUCAGAAGGCUGCUGAUAGUAAAGAUGCUAAUGACCCUAAAGAUGCUCUGGUUAUCCAGGAAAACACAGACUGUCCAGAGCAGCUGAAGUGCCUAUCAGUGAGAUUCCUACAGCUUGGUCAAGGUGAUUGCUCAGAACUGGCAAAUAACAAAGAUAAAGUGAAGAAAUCAGCUUCUCAAGAAGCUGCCUGCAUAUCAUUUCAUGAUACUAUGGCUUUGUUAGCACUUUCUUCUACUUGCACAGCUAGUACGAGCUCUCUUCCACUAGUAAGCCAAAUAGACUUCAACAAAGCCCCUCCAAAACAGGAAUCCCAGUCUGCCAAGGAGAGCACCAGUAUUCAGAAGCUGGCAGACAGUGGAGAAAUGCCUGCAAAAAGACCUUCUGGUGUUAAAGAACCACAGGAGUUGGCCUCUCCAGUAGUAGUUUCAAAGCAUAAAAAUCAGUCACGUGAUAGAAAUCCAAGUUGUCCAACAGAUCACACUACAGGUACUCCAGUUUUUACACUUGAUGCUCCAGCUGAUGGUGGAACAGCUGCCUGGCAGGCAUUUUUAACAACAGAUGCAAAAGGCAUGUUGGAUCCAGCAAAUUCCAACAUAACUGGCUCAAAAGAACUAGAAGUAACAAGAGAAGAGUGCCCUCAGAAGGAGUUGGUUUAUAUAAAAAAGAAUGUUUCCAAGCAAGGAAUACAGGAGACAGUGAAGGGGUGGAGUUCAGAAGGAGCCAAAUCCUUCAGCAUAGAUGAUCCCCCUAACAUGUAUGGUUCCUACUUUGAAUCAGAAAGCCCAGCAAAGUCUUGGGAGUCAGAAUGUCCAGUGGAAAGAAGAGAGGAGCCAAGACCCGAUAAUUCUAUUGUACCUGAAAUUUUGGUGGAUAGGAGGCUAAUACCUCCCUCUGAAGAUCAGCCCACUGGCACUGCAAAGCAGACCAUUAGGAUUUCUUCUGGACUAGAUAGUAGCCUGAGUUAUAAAAAAGAGAUUAUUUUAAGGCCAGAAGAAAUCAGAGAGGCUGGAGGUCAGACACAAACAAAAGACUUCCUGUUGUCUGAAGGUGAUGUUGUGAAGAAAACAUAGCAGGAUCUCUGCAUUCUAAAACAAAGACAGCAUUAGAACAACAUAGUGUAAAACAGAAAUCUUGUACAUCUAUUUUUUGUAGAUUUGUGUUUUCACACUCUUGCCUUUUUUCAUUCUUGCAGUUCUAUUUUUGUACACCAUCAGUCAUUGGACGCCUCUUAACAGGGUAUCUUUAGAGCAAAAUUACAAAAUUAUUUGCAAAUCUUGCAUCCCUUCAAAAAGUUGCCUAAUUUUUGCAUUGUCCUUCUUCCAUUCAUUUUCCUCAAUUUUUCAAAAUUCCAGAGAACUAUAUUUGCAAAAUAAGGCAACUUACUUGAAAAGAAAACAUUUUGACCAUCUCUUUCAACUUUUAGUCUCUUAAAAGAAAGUUACUUAAAUUUUGAAUUUUCUUUCAGUCAUUCAAUUUUCAAAAUUGAAGAUACAUAUGCAAAAAUGAAGCAGAUCACUGGAAAAGAAAAUAUUUUGACCACCAGUUCCAAAUUUUAUUCCUUGUAUCCAGAAUUUUGGAUCAUAUUUUAUAUUGGCAAAGAAAACAACAACAAAAAACCCAAACCUUUUGAUGGCAGGCUCCUAAAAUUCUUGUUAUGGCAUAUCAUAAGCUUCCAUAUAUUUUUUGAAAGAACUUUUUAAUGUCAGCUUAAGCAAAGCAGCAGUACCCUUUUAAAGAUCUAUUUAAAUGAAAUAUCCAGACAAACCUUCAGUUUGUAUUUUGAUUUAUUUUUACUCUGCUUUUAAAGAAGCAUGACAGUCUAGCAUCAGCCUUUUAAAAUAUAUAAUGCUUGUGGUCUUACCAACCAUAACUUGCUCAGAGCAGAUGAUCACCUCAAAAAAGGGUAAGUUCAUUUAGUCGGUUCUCAUUAAAAUAGACUGCAGCAUUGAGAAGUUAUUGGGGAGCUAGUUAGCUUCUUGUAGAAAGAGCUAACAUCUACCAAAGUGUUCUGUACUGACUUAGUAGAAAGUGAUCUUCAGUAAUUUGUAAGGAAGAGGUUGGGAUAAGCCACUGUACAUUAUAUAAUCCUUAUUACCCUGCAUUUGUUCAACAAAUUGGCUCCUAGAUCCUACGUACAGACAAAACAUUGAUUAUUAUUCAAAUCCCUUUCCAUUCCUUACUCUUAUAACCUCUUUUUCAAAUUGCUUGUAUGUGUGUGUGCUUUUUAAAGUAACUUUCUGAAAACUCUAUGUGGUGCUUUGUCAAAAAGGAUGGCUAAAUGUGUAAUACUUCACUGAUACAUAAGAUAUACAAAUACAGUUAUACACAAUAAGACAGUAUCUGCAGCCUUUCAGAUGUAUUACUCAUUGAAUCUAAUUAUAUUUUAUAGACAGAGGUGGCUAUUUGCAUAAAUCCCAUAAUUCUUGUGAUUUUAACUUACAGCCUUGCCUAGCAGAAUACAUCUGUAUGUGUGGGCAGAGAAGGUAAUUAUUUGCAUAGUCUGUUGUUCUACAUAGACAGAGGUGAUCACAUGGUGACUGUAAUAGCUUUUCGGAGCAAGCACUGGAGCUAAUUACAAUACAGCUUCAUUACUCCGCCAUGCUUUAAGUCUUUUCCUGCACCAUUUCUCCUUGGAGUACAUAUACAUAGUUCUUCACUAGGACUGUGAUCUUAAAACCCUAAUUUAUUAUCAUCACAUUUCAAGAGUUUUUGUUUCUUGAGAGAAAUCCUUGAUUCUUCCCCUCCACCUAAUUCUAGAUUCUUUGGUUUCAGUUUUGGACCAAUUUAUCUUUGACCUGGAGUUCUUUUUACAUUAACCACUAUUUGUUUACAUUUGUGUGAUAGGAAUGUGUGUGUGUGUGUGUUGAUACUGUAAAAGAAUAUCCAUUAGCUUUCUCUUAUAUAAAACUAAAACUUCAAUCCUCAAUAUUUCACCAAUAUUUGUUCCCAGAUCCCACAGUGACUUUUAUUAGGCAAAAUACACUAAUCUCUAUUAAUCAUGCCACGAGCACGCAAGAGCUAGCUGUAUGCUUUUGCAUUCAGCCACAAAUCUUACCUGCCUGUCACUUGCUGUGUUGUUCUCUGGGCAAAGAGAAUUGGAGGCAUCAGUACACAGAUGCAUUUAGGAAAAGGGAAUUGCUGCUCAUAUGAGUUGAUGGCAUAGCUACUCAGAAACGCACAUUAACUUGAAUAAUAUGAGAACAUUAAUUGUAGUGGUACUGUAUGACUUUGUGCCCUGGAGAUAAAUAAUGUAGCUUCAAGCAUACUUUGUAGCACCUGUAUACACAAUAGAGCCAAAGGAUUUAUAUCUCUAGCAUAACCAAAUAAAUGAUACUGGGCACCACAUUUCUGUAUUAUAAAUGCCAUGCAGAUGCUUUUUGAUAUAAUGUCAUUAACAGGAAACUCCUGUAAUUGUUAAAGCUACCAGAAGCCUUCAUUUUUCACUGUUGUUUCAUAGAUUCAUUUAAUUGUGGACCUACUUUGGUGAGAUUACUGGCUAAAGAAAGUUUCAUCAAAACGCAUGUUAACAAAACAUACUUGCUAACAGUCAUGACAUUACUGAGGGCAGAAUUUAAGAUCUUAAAAGCACUUAACAAUCAUCGAGCCUUGCUAGAAGUGGUGUACAAUAGCUGAAUUAAAUUUCAGUUACCUUGGUGAGGGAAAACAAGUGUUGGUAUGACAGUCCACAGUCCACUUAAGCAAGUUGAUGCUGAUUCAGCUACCUGAAACUCUCAGUUGUGUUCUAUGAAUGCAGAACUCCAUUUUGUUAUAAGAUACCUACAACCAUCUUACACCAUAUAUUUUUGUUUCUCUUAGUUUGGAUAUUUGGAAUUCAUUAAUUUUCCACAGUCUUUAAACAUUUAGUAUCCAGCUAAUGCAUUCCUCAACAACGCAGUGCAUCUAAGACUAUCAGAUUGAUAUUUAGUGUAAAUAUUAGGUGUUAGCACUGGUAAAAGCCACUCCUGGGGGAAAGAUGACCAAGAUCUUGUUGUGUCCAUUAUGCUAUGAAGGAAUAUUUGCCAUAGAGCAGGGUAAAGGGAAUCACCUGCUGUCCCCCAACCCCAUUAGCACUGAAUUAAGGUGUGAUUUGAAAUUUUUGUUUGUUGAUUUCCUGUGGGGAGGGUGAUGUCUUCCUCCAGUUUUACUUUACUGGAUGUGAAGGUUGGUGCCGUACUUCUAGUAGAUGAUUUUACAGCUGUGUGCGUUUACAUUGUAUUUUAAUUUUUGUUAUUUUGAAAACUGUGAACACAGCUUUCGUGCUGAGUUCCAAUAUCACGCUGGUGCCAGUUGGCAUCUGCCUAACAGAGGAUGCUGUGGGAUAAAGUGUUUUUAGAAACUUGAACAAUUGCCACAUUAGAGAGGUGCAAUAAUUUUUAUUCAUGUUGUACCUGCAUGUCGAUGUUCAGAUAUUGCUCGGAAAUAUACUUCAUUUUUACAUAAA
Molecule: messenger RNA, 9962 nt
Organism: Pogona vitticeps (central bearded dragon)
Lineage: Eukaryota; Metazoa; Chordata; Lepidosauria; Squamata; Agamidae
Source: RefSeq, a predicted model, not a curated record